GCCCGGAAGAAUGGCUCCAAGGAACCAGGCUGAAGUGACAGGAAAUCUCGCUAAUCCCUUUUGGACUCAGGGAGCUGUGUCUGGAACUGGGUGAGGAAUUCCCCGCUGUGUGUUCGGGGACCUGAAAACUCCCGGAGCCGCAGUCGCCGCGGGGCGGCCUGGGAAAACCAGCAGUCAGCAGCACAGUGGGGGAACCGCAGCCCGGGGCCCUGGAACCUCACAGGAUUUGCUGACAUUUAGUGCUGUGACUGUGAACUUCUUGUAGGUGUGGGAAUGCCUAGAUCCUACUCACGGGGCUUUUAGCUGAGAUCUCCUGUUGAAGAACUGCAGCAGCUGGGAUUCUGAGGAUGUUAGCAUCUUUACUUUUUGCUCCUUAAAAAGCUCCAAGUGCUUUCUGAAGACUCUUUCUCCUGUGCAGUCUCACAUUGCUCAGCUGGACCUGCUCACCUGGGAAUCAGAACAAAGAGCCCUGGAUGGUGAAGAGAGGGGAGACAAUAGCAAAGGAUUCAGAUUUGUCUUUUCCUGUUACCUAUCAUAAUCAUGACCAACCCUAUUCACAGGUCUUAGAGUACAUCAGAAAAUUCCUGGAGGAGGGAGUCCUAAUGGAUGUUUGCAAUGUAGGUCUGUUAUCCUUCAGAGAUGUGGCUGUGGACCUCUCUCAGGAAGAAUGGGAAUGUCUAGACUGUGCUCAGAAGGCAUUGUACAUGGAUGUGAUGUUAGAGAAUUACAACAAUCUACUCUUUGUGGGAGGAUGGCCAAUGCACUGGCCAAUGCACAGACCCUGCUCAAUGAAUGUUACAGAAUUGCAGCUGUUUUCUGUAUGUGAGGAUACUUUUCUUGUAUUCUACAUUGCUUCUUCUCAGAAUUCUUGGGAAUACGGCUCUGAAAGCUUUUGAGCUUUGUGUGACUGAGUCCUACUUCUCACAGAGUAAAAUGAAAUCCUUGGAAGAAAAGAGUGCUCCAUAUAAUGUCUGUUCAUGUUUGCUGUUUUGGGAAGUAUAAGGCUUCUUUCAUUUUUGUUCUAUUUUAAAGUAAGAAUCUCAGGAUUGUAAAAUAUUGUCAUCCCAUUCAUCCAGUUCCAUUUCCACUCUCUUUUAGUACUUCUAUUAUUGUUUUAUCAAAUUAAAAAAACCCAAGAGUUGAAUAUUAGGGAAUAAACCUGAGAGUUCCAUGGACUGAUGAAGAGAUGAUCAACUGACCUUCUCUUUUCACUUCCCAGCUUCAAAAGGGCCUGUGUAUCUCCCCUGUGUCUCCUAUUACUCCUGUGUGCCCCUCGAUAUCCUCUGAGUCAGCCAUAAAACUGUGUGGUCCACUUCUGCCAGCUGAUGUGAACCUCACCUUCCAAAGCAAAGUACUACUCCAUUUGUGGUCUUAGAGCAACAACACAAACAAAGCUACCAAAACAUUUCCCAUUUUUACCUAAAUAAAAGGAAAGGUUUUAACUAUAACGCAUUACAAUUAUAUACAAUAAGAACAAUUCUCUGCUAAGUACUAUCAGUAUAGAAUGUAGGGUCUCUAGAUAUUGGUGUUCCCCAUACAAUGUGAAGAAAGAUCCAGUUAAUUCUUUUAAUGAAAUGAAUUCUCUUGCUUUGGGGAUAUUUGUUGUUAAGCUCUCCCAAAAGAUUACUGCUGCCUCUUGGCUAAAGUUCACUUUCUGCCCACAACUUCCUAAUUUCAUCAUUGGUGAAAGGUACUACAAUUUCUGCAGAAUCUGUUCAUGCUAAUUGUCAAAGUCACAAUUUUCCUUUUAUGAUCAGCUCAGAGAGCCUUUACACAUCAAUUUUUUACUCUGUUUACAUGGUAAAAAGAUCCAUUCUUAACUCUGUAUUAAUAUUGCUGUAGGGGAGUGCUUAUAGAGUAAAAUAACCAAAAUAUUUGCCUUAUGUUUUCUCCUAAUUUUUUUUUGCUCCUCUCUCUUCUCUAUAGCUUUCCUGUCAUCCAGAGAAAUAGGCUUCUUAUUAGAGGUAUCAGGUUCUUGAAGAAAGUUACUCCACAGUUAUAGAAAAUGACUAAACUGAAUUUGGCCUGGGGAUGUUUUGAGGCCCUUCAAGGAGUUUCCCAAUAGCAAGGAAUUUUCUUGACUGUUCCUUGUAGACUUAACAGUCAUUGAUCCUAUGCCUCCCUUUGCCACACCUUCUGCAUAGUUCAAAAGGGAGAGACAUUCUGUUUGAAUUGUGCUUAAGAAAACAUUGUUUUGUGAUUGCCUUGAUUACAAUUUCUUAUUAGGUGACCAUGCUUGCCACAGCUGAAACACUUGACAUUUCAUUUUUUUCUUCAAACCUUUGGAUAGGAUGCUCUCCUAUCCAAGCAUCAUCAUGGUCAUAAGAUUCAAUAUUGAUUGUAUUUUGGGUCCAUUUCUCCAAAGGUACUGAUCCUGCCUUUAAUUAAAAAAUGACUACUUACUGUUUGGGUCACAAGCUCAAGAUUUUAAAUUUCUUUUAAUUGUCUACACACUUUUAACCCAAAUCUAUGUUUUUGCUACGAGUUAAAGGUAUGAGUCUAUUUUUGCUGUUUUUAUCUGUUCUUUGCUUUUUCUAUAAUAUGGAUUUUAAUAUGGGCCUAAAAGUUUCAAAUGUAUUAAACUUCUGUUCCUAGUUUGAAUUUGUCUCGACAGGUUUCCCCUUGGUUGGCAGAUAAAACCAAGCAUUAAUUGUUGACUACGAUCUGCUCCAAAUGACUGUGGGCCCUGGACUUGCUGAAAACUGAUAUGGACCAGUCUAGCCGAUGUGAAUGCUCCCUGGCUCCCUGAUAUUGAGGGAGUCGAGAGGGUUAUUUAUGAUGCAUGGUCCAAACGUUAACAGUAGCAGGACUGUAGCCUAGUUAUCAACAUUGUUAGCCAGAGGGAGGAUGAAAACCAGGACUCAAACCAUCCUUGGGAAGGGUCUAACUUUUCUUUCAGUUUGGCCAAUUUUUCCCUAGCUUUGGUCAAACUGUCUCUUAUAAUUUCUGAAUAGUUAAUGUAAAAACAGAAUUUCUCUCCUAAAACUGCAGAGUCUUCCUAUGUAAGGGAGUUCCGUUUUGACUUAGAAUCUCAACCAGGAUUACAGGAUAAUGUAUUCUUUUAAUUACUUCUAGCUGACUUGGGUCAACAUUGUCAAUAGGAAAGAAAGGUGAUAUGCAAAAACAAAGAGAAAACUUAGGCAAUGGGGUAUUUAUCAGCAGCAUUUGGUUUGUGGACUCUGUUGCAGAGUCAGGGAGCAUUCACAUUGGCUAGACUGGUCCACAUCAGUUUUCAGCAUGUCCAGGGCUCACAGUCAUUUGGAGCAGGUUGUAGUGAGCAAUUAAUGUGGAAGUUCCUGUCCCUUCAGCCUUGUUUCUUUGAGAGGCUCCGCCUGGUCCUGCUCAAUACACUUUCCUACUGGUACCUUGUUUCCUCUAAACCCACCUUCUGCAGGCUGUUUUUCCUAUUUAAUUUUCUAAGUCUAACUCGCUGUUUCUUUUUCCCUAAACUCCUCUGACUGCAAGUUUUCCCUGUCCCUAUCACUACA
This is a messenger RNA of Myodes glareolus (Bank vole), 3488 nucleotides long. The record is from RefSeq and is a predicted model, not a curated record. NCBI's taxonomy places the organism in Eukaryota, Metazoa, Chordata, Mammalia, Rodentia, Cricetidae.